AUGUUCUUUUUUGGCAAUGCACGGCCAAUUCUCUUCCUAUUCAGUGUCUGUUGUUGCUUCUUUAUCACCACUGUUACAGCACAAGCUUCCACAACUAAUCCUUUCAUAUGGCAAAUACUAGUUGAAUAUGAUUUAUCUCAAUCCAAUACAACAAAAAGGUAUCUGACCAAUACUUCAUCCAAAGUGUAUAGCCAAGAAUUUCAAACAAUUUUUGAAAAUAAGGAUCUGUUCGGUUAUAAUGAGCGCCUUGUGAUUGAUUUUGGUGAUGGCUGCUCAGGAACUACCAUAGAUGAGGUCGAACAAUUAAACAGUAACUGGGUCACGAGUCCUUCCAUGAUGUCACAACCUUCUAUAGCUCUUGUUCAAAGAGGAGGACGUUGUUCACCUUGGCAAGAAAAGAUUGCUACUGUACAGGGUUUAUCUGACACUUACAAGCUCCAAGUUUCUGGAAUUGUCAUUUACGACAAUAUCUUCUAUAACGACACACAAUGGAUACAGGAGGAUACAAACAAUGCUUCUUAUCCUGUGUGGUCAUCAUCAUCUUAUGCAUCGUCGCCGGACGGCAGCGGUACACUACCCGCAGAACGUAAUAUUCAUUCCAUGACUCAAGAAAACAGUAUCGACAAAGGAUCCACAUUUGUUGCGGUGUACUAUGUCCCCAAGGCCUACAUGAAUUAUCUCAAUCAAACAUUUUUGCAGCAAACGCAUCAUCUUCAGGGUGCUCGACAAUUAUACACACAGCUCACAUUUUUCCUUAGCGAAAAGCAAUUUAGCAGCAACGGCAACGAUAAUACAGAAGAUGCUGCGGGUUCAGCAUACUCAUCACCUUCUUCAUCUUCCUCUUCGUCACCCAGCAGCACAACCACAACAGAUAGUAUAUGGAAUGACGAGCGAGAAAAACGAAGUUAUGUCAUUUAUUCUGUGACAGGAAUUGCGACGGCCGUGCUUAUCUUUGUGAUUGCUCGUUGGUGUCGGGCGUUUGCUCGAAGCUCGGUGUCUGAUAUUGAAAUGGGACACUUCUAUGGAUAUCAGCAGAACUUAUUGUUGCAGGAUAUGCACGAUACAAAUGAGGUUAUUUUAUUCGAUCAAUUGAAAAAGAUAUGUCCUAUUAUCAAGUACACAGAGGCAAAACAAAAUUAUAAUCAGCUGAAUACAACAUGUGCUAUUUGUAUAGAUGAGUUUGAAGACGAUUCUUAUGUACGCGUUCUUCCUUGUCGACAUGGAUAUUGUACAGCCUGCAUAGAUGUAUGGCUUACGAAAAAAUCAAGUUUAUGCCCUAUUUGCAAGUAUGACUGCAAGAAAGCGCUUACAAAAGAAGAGGAAGAAGAAGAAAGAGGCACGAAUGACUGUAGAGUAAAUGAAGUACAUUCGAACGAUAGCGAAACUACAUUACAUGAUAACGAUACCCAUUUAGCAAGAAAUGUUCUGUCUGAGGAAGAAGGCAUUAAUGCCCAGCCAUUGGACAGAUCAGAGGCAUUGGCGCAGCCGUCUACGAAUGACUCCGUCGAAGGUUCAAAUCAGCAAAGAAAAGGAGGAGGCUCUUGA
Mycotypha africana is the source of this 1545-nucleotide messenger RNA. RefSeq lists its product as uncharacterized. NCBI's taxonomy places the organism in Eukaryota, Fungi, Mucoromycota, Mucoromycetes, Mucorales, Mycotyphaceae. Bases 1 to 1545 code for a protein of 514 amino acids. The transcript is spliced from 4 exons. The record is from RefSeq and is a predicted model, not a curated record.